AUGAGGUUCUUAUGUCUUCAUGGUGCCAUUGGUAACAUCGACGUAGAUCCGUUGGUGAAGCAGAUGGCCAUGGACGGUUUCGCUUCAUUCCACUACAUCAACGGUCCUGUUCCUGUGUCUCCACCGGCAGGGUUCGCGGAGUAUUUUGGUCUCGGGCCUCAUUACCGGUGGCUGGAAGAUGGAGGAGUAGCAGAGGACUCGAUGAUCUCUCGUGUGCGAAAAUCUCCGCAUGGUUCGUCUCCGGAAGAUGUGAUGAGAGCUUUGGGGAAGGACUGGAAUGGUCAUUGGAACAGUCACCAUCAAGUCAUGGAAUAUCUUUAUGAUACAUUGGAAAAAAAUCCUGAUGUCGAAGGCAUCGUCGGAUAUAGCGAGGGAGCCACGAUGGCUGCAAGUCUAAUUCUGAAUGAGGAUAGAAAGGCUCAGGAAACCGGCCGUCCUCGACGCAUCAAGUGCGCGAUAUUCUUCACCGGCUGGCCUCCUCUCUCCCCCGAGCAGGACGUGGUCCUAGCAGAUGAGAGCGAAUAUACUCUAGACAUUCCGACACUUCAUGUGGUUGGUGCGGAUGACCCCUACCGAUACGGCGCACUAGCCUUGUUCAACAUUUGCGACCCUGAUACCGCACCAAUGUUCGACACUGGACGGUGUCACACCAUUCCUCGAUCCGGUCCGGUGAUCACAGAAUUGGGAAAUGUCAUUCGAGACUUGAUCGAUAGAGCGUAUAAAACGUGA
Penicillium digitatum Pd1 is the source of this 729-nucleotide messenger RNA. The record is from RefSeq and is a predicted model, not a curated record. NCBI's taxonomy places the organism in Eukaryota, Fungi, Ascomycota, Eurotiomycetes, Eurotiales, Aspergillaceae.